Molecule: messenger RNA, 1086 nt
Organism: Thlaspi arvense
Lineage: Eukaryota; Viridiplantae; Streptophyta; Magnoliopsida; Brassicales; Brassicaceae
Source: the annotation of a GenBank genome assembly
GCGGCUGCGACUGCCGUGAUGCCGCCGCCUCGCGCCAGGAAAGGGCUCGGCGUUGUGGGUCAGACGGAGAGCAAGAAUCGGGUGGUUUCCGGGUCGGAAGUAUGCGUCGGCUCGUCUGAUUCUUCCGGGUCGGGUCGGACUCAGAGCGACGGGUCCAACUUGGAUCGGUUCUUGGAGCACACCACUCCCGUUGUUCCUGCCCGGUUUCUCCCCACGAGGAGCAAGCGGGAAGCUAAAACCCGUGAAUCGGAGUGCCAUAGAUAUUUUGUUCUUGAGGAUCUGUGGGAGUCAUUUGCAGAGUGGAGUGCGUAUGGUGCAGGUGUUCCUCUGCAAAUGCACGGGAGUGACUCCACUGUGCAGUAUUAUGUGCCUUACUUAUCCGGCAUUCAGUUGUAUGUAGACCCAUCUAAGAGGCCCAGAAAUCCAGUUGAAGAUAACGAAGGAAGUAGUGAAGGAAGCAGCAACAGUAGGCUUGAGAAGUCACCUAAUCAUGCUAAGACUGUGCAGAAUACUGUGGACUUGAGUGUCGGCGAACUGAAUAAAAUUAGUCUGAGGGAUCAGUCUGUUGCUGGUUCGUUGUCAAGUGGAGAGACUGAGAUCAGCAAUCCUCAGGGACGAUUACUAUUUGAGUACUUGGAGUAUGAGCCUCCGUUUGCCCGUGAACCUCUGGCUAACAAAGUCUCGGAUCUCGCGUCAAGGUUUCCUGAGCUAAUGACAUUCAGGAGCUGCGAUCUUUCUCCAUCAAGUUGGGUCUCUGUGUCAUGGUAUCCAAUAUACAGAAUACCGGUUGGUCCAACACUACAAAAUCUCGAUGCCUGCUUUCUAACUUUCCACUCUCUCUCGACAUCACCUCCUCAGAGUUCUAUGGGUUGUAGUGAUUUGGAGCCAUCCAUAAAGAAGCUCCCGUUGCCAACUUUUGGACUUGCAUCGUAUAAACUGAAAGUAUCUGUGUGGAACCAAAACAGAGCUCAAGAAUGCCAGAAGAUGUCUUCGUUAGUACAAGCUGCAGACAAGUGGCUUAAGCGUCUGCAAGUCAAUCAUCCGGACUUCAGAUUCUUCACCUCUAAUAGCCCACAAAUGAGGUGA